AUGCAUCGAGCGAUCGCUGCCCUGUCCCAGCGGCUGUCUGCCGACACUCGAUCGAGGCAGCACCAGCGAUUCAGCAUCUACGAACAGCGUCUGUCGAGCGACGCCAGCGCGACAAUACGAAGUGCUACGCGGGCCGAGUUGGGCGGUGUUGAACUGGACGACGGCGAUGUCACCACCCAGGAGGGAGGAGACUGCCGGCGUCAGUCGAGCGACCGACAACUGAGCCAAGGCGCGGAGGAAGAGGAGGAGGAAAGCGAAGCCGACGUCGAGUGUGAGUACGUCGUCCCUGCGCUGGCUCUUCAGGCAGUCUCCACGGUUGUUCCCGAUGCAGACGGUGGCGAGGUCGAGAGCCUGGAGCUCGACGCCAGCGAGAUUCAACUUCAAAGGGACGCGUUCGGGCUGCCUCCCGGCGAGCCCUUCAUCGAAUACUACCUGUGCGGCAUGGAGGGACCACUGCAGGCGCACAUCCGGGGCAAGCUCUACGUGUGGCAGCACCACCUGUGCUUCCGCCCCUACGUCCCCUGCUCCUUCCUGGGCUGGAACAGCUUGGUGGUGCGGUUCAAAGACGUGGUCCUCAUCAAGAAGACGCUUGGGCACCUGGUCUUCCCCAACGCCAUACUGGUGCGCACGAACAAGCAAAAGCAUAUCUUUGUCGGGUUUCUACGCCGCGACGAGUGCCUGUCCAUCAUCGAGUUCCUUUGGGAGAAGCGCCACGAGACCGAACCUAUCAUUGUGUCGGGCCAGCCUCUGUCUCGCAUGCUGGGGAUGAUCAAGUACCCCAAGGAGAGCCGCGAGCUUCUCCAGCUCUUCAGUCUGGCCGAUACCGAAGUCCUCGUUGAGCAGUACGUGUGCAGCUACAAGGAGGGCAGCCUUCCGACGCGGGGACGGAUGUACAUAUCACAAAACUUCAUCUGCUUUACCUCGACCCUCAUCAUUCAGCUGCGGCCAACCAAGGCACGUGUGAUUCUGCCCUUUGAGCACGUGGUGUCAAUCACCAAGGACUCGACUGCGUUCGUGAUCCCCAACGCCAUCGAAGUCAUCGUACAGAGUCCCGGCUCCGCCGUCCAGCGCCAGCUGUUCUUCCAAGGCUUCAUGAGCCGAGACAGAACGUUCAGCGUGCUCACCACCCUGUGGCGGCGGGCCAAAGCGGGGAAGCACCUCACCAAGCUGCUGGUCCGGAGGAACGUGAACGUGCGGGCCGGUAUUCGGUACGAGCGGCUCAGGAAGGAGCUGGUGUCCCUCGGCAGCGAGGUGGUGACGGUCGACUACAACCAGCCGGACUCGCUCCGCAAGGCGAUGGAAGGUGUCGACAAGGUCGUCUUCAUUCCGCCGCUCGCAGAGAACAUGAAGCAACAGACCGUCAACCUCGUCGAAGCCGCCCUGGCCUCCACGAGCGUCACCCACAUCGUCCGCCUCGCGCCGCUGGCCAGCGGCAACCGGGUCAUGGAGACACCGAUCUUCUGCAUGCACCGCGAGGCCGAGCAGGCGAUCGAGAAAUCGGGCAUUCCUUACACAUUCCUGCGAUGCAGCCCGUUCAUGCAGAGCCUCUUCCACUUCUACGACCCGGCGCAGGCCAACCUCGCCGUGCCAUUGGGGAAUGCCAAGACGACGCUGGUCGAUGCCAGGGACGUGGCCGCCGCGGCGGCGGAAGUGCUGUGCCCCUCUGCGUCCGCCGAUCCCGCCGACGACGGGGGCGAUUGCGCUCAGGAGGGACAGUUGACGUCGUUCAGAAGCCAAACGCGGGCGGCGCAGACGUUUCAUAAUCAGACGAUCAAUCUCAGCAGCCGGGAGGUCCUCACCUGUCAGCAGAUCGCCGACGUGAUGUCCACCGUGUUGGGCAAGACCGUGACCUACGUUGACACGUCGGCCGUGAGCUUCGUCAACGAAGCCGAUUCCGACAAGCACCUGCGCCUGCACGGCAGUCGGAGCGCCUGGUUCCUGCGUACGCUGGCGGAGAGCUUCGCCCAUGCCCGCGAGGACGACGUCCAAUCGGCGAGCGACGAGCUCGCCGCCAUUCUCCGGCACCAGGCGCCCAUCAGCCUCGAAGAGUUCGUUCGGGACCACAGAGACGCAUUCGCCGACAACGCCCUCAUCUACUUCAACUCGGACGAGAUGAACGCUCUCUUUUGCCUGUUCACCGAGCUGGACGCGAAUUCGGAUGGGCUGUUGCAGUGGGAGGACUUCCACGGGGCCAUGAAGCCGGCGUUCCACCACCCUUUCAUACCGCAGGCCCUCUGCCGCGCGUUCGAUCCCGACGGCAGCGGCUACGUCGAUUUUGCCCAGUUCGCUAGGGGCAUGAGCGUGAUGACGCGCGGACAUCUGGAUGAACGGCUCACACUGGGGUUCCGCAUGCUGGACCGCGACCGCAAUGGACUCAUCCACUGGCCCGAUCUCGAGCUCUUCCUAGAGUCGCUGUCUCUGAACCUGGUCAACAUGGGGCUUCUAUCGCAGCGCGACCUCCUCCUGCCCGACGACACUGACCCCGACGUCGACGACCAAUUGCCCGAGCGCGAGGGCAGCUUCCUCGCGAACACGUUCAACUUCGUGGCCCGCAUUCCCUCGGGCGUGCUCAAGCGGCGCAACGACGACGGCGAGCCGCCGCCUCCAGCACCGCCCAGCGCUGCCAGCAGCGGCGGCGGCGGCCGGCUCCACUGCAGCGCGCCAGACCACGAGCGCAGAGGCGCCGCGAGCACCGUCGUCGGCGAGCCGAAGCCGAGGAGCAGGCGGCGCGGGUUCCUGUCGAGCUUCGUCAAGAUUCAGUCGGCAAUCCUCUCCACCAGGCCGCCCGCCGACGACGGUGGUAGUAGCGGCGGCGAUGGCGCAAGCGACAACACCAAAGCCGGCGGCGUCAUCGCCGUGAAGCGAAGCAACAGUGAGUCGACGGCACUCGACCGACGACGUCGCCAGAGACAGCAACAGCGGGGAGCGGGGGAGGCCGGCGGCGGCGGCGACGGACAGGACGAUGAAGGCGAAGGCAAAGGCGAAAGCGAAAGCGAAAGCCGGGUCGAAGGCGCAGGAGCGAAGAACGAAGACGACGAGAAGGGGGUGGAGACGCGCCGAAGAAACUUCGUGCUUCGGUUUGGUGCCCAACUGUGGGCACAGCUCGACGUCAACAAGGACGGCAACGUGCCACUGGCCACGUGGAAGGAGGUGCUGAAGAAGCGGACCGCGUACGUGGAAUCGCUGGGCCUGCUGGGGAAUCCCGAAGAGGACACCAGUGAGCACAGACGCGAGCGGCGGGCGAAGAAGGCCCUCACGCUGGGUCACCCCAGUUGGGAUACCGUGCUACACAUUCUGUUAUGCAUUCGACGAGCGAUCGAGGAGGAGGUGCCGGAGGGAGCUGGCGAGGCGCACGACCUACGAAGGGAGGGCAGCGGCGACCCCCUAUUUGGUGGUCUCGGCAGUUCGGCGACCGCCCUGAUCUCAUCGGCGCUGGCCCCUUCUGCCGACCGGGCCGACGCCGCCCCGCCUCCCCAGUUCCUGGUUCGACUGCGCUGCCGAUUGCUGGAGAGCCAGGCCAGCAGCGCGGGCGGUGACGGCGCGUGGAUCGGUCAGAGCUUCGCGCCCGCUGUGUUCGGCCAACUGCGAGACGCCUUCGGCAUCGACCCCCUCGAAUACCGCGUGGCGUUAGGUCCCGAGCGCCUCUUCGCGAGCCUGCUGACCGGCUCCCUGUCGGCGCUCGAGGAGAUCGUGAGCUCGGGCCGCAGCGGCUCGUUCCUGUAUCGGUCGGUGGACGGGCGGUACCUCAUCAAGACCUUGCCGCCGGAGGAGAAGUCCUUCUUCCGUCAGAUCCUGCCCUCCUACUUUGACCAUAUGAUCAAGAACCCCAAUUCGCUGUUGACCCGCUUCUGCGGCCUCCACAAGAUCAGCGGCAACAAAGGGCGUACGACCUCGUUUGUGGUGAUGGAGAAUGUGAUCCACACCGACAAGCCGGUCCACGAGCAGUAUGACCUCAAGGGUUCGACCGUGAACCGGUCCGUGCGGCUCGGGGAAAAGGACGAGAUGGGCAGCGUGGCGCAGAAGGACAACGACUUCCAGCGCAAGCUGCAGCUGGGUCCGCUCGCCCCCACCUUCGUCGCCCAGAUCGAGUCCGACUGCAAGUGGCUGGAGGGCCAUGGGAUCUGUGACUACUCGCUGCUUGUGGGCAUUCACCACUCGCCGCGCGACGGACGGCAGCAGCCGGACGCCACGGCGGCCGAGCGACCACCGCCACAGAGCGUCUUCAAGCGGCACCACGGCGGCGUUUCCGGCGGCGGCGGCGGCAGCGGCGGCGAGGUCUACUGGCUCGGGCUGAUCGACAUCUUGACCACCUACAGCUUCAAGAAGAAGUCGGAGCACACCCUCAAGUCCAUCUUCCACGACCCGAGCCAAAUAUCGGCCAUCCCGCCCGGACCCUAUCGCGAACGUUUCGUGGCCUACAUGCGCUCCAUCGUCGAGUGA
Acanthamoeba castellanii str. Neff is the source of this 4440-nucleotide messenger RNA. RefSeq names its product GRAM domain containing protein. The record is from RefSeq and is a predicted model, not a curated record. Gene Ontology annotation, molecular function: phosphatidylinositol kinase activity; calcium ion binding. Gene Ontology annotation, biological process: phosphatidylinositol metabolic process. NCBI's taxonomy places the organism in Eukaryota, Discosea, Longamoebia, Acanthamoebidae. The coding region runs from base 1 to 4440 and encodes 1479 amino acids. The transcript is spliced from 32 exons.